AUGAUAUCAUCCGGAAAGGCGGACUACAGACCCGUUUCCGAUCACAUCAGCGAUGAGGAGUUAGAAGACGAAGACGGCAUACUUCUUCAAUCCCUGUCAAUCCACGGUGAACUGAGGCCAGCUUCGCCGACACGCAUUGGUUCCGCCGCUUAUCCCAAAGAUCAUUCCAAUGAAGACUUAAUGACAAAGGUGGAUGAGGACGAUCCGGCGCGUAUGGUCGCAAAAGUUGUACCCGAAACAGAUGACCCAACGCUCACCACCCUGACAUUCAGAGUAUGGCUCAUCGGGGGCAUUUUAGGAGGAAUAGGCGCAGGGGUCCAGCAGAUCUUUUUCUUCAAAUCGAAUGGAGUUGGUUUCGGGGGAUUUUUUAUCAUCCUUGUCAGCUAUCCAUUGGGCAAGUUACUCGCUCGGAUUUUACCUAAGCGCUCGAUUGGAUGCCCGAAUCCGUUUGGAUGGUGGAGCUCCGCUAGCGGCGAUUCUUCUCGAUGGCUUGCUCGCAUUGAAUUAAACCCGGGAGAGUUCAGCAUCAAAGAGCACUUAUUGAUAGGUGUCUUAGCCGGAUGCGCUGCGUCAGCGGCUUAUGCAGGGGACAUUGUCGCUCAAGAUAUGGGUCAUUUCGGCUCAUUGCUUUUGAUCCUGUCUACCCAGCUUCUCGGCUUUGGGCUGGCCGGAUUUACGUACUCGAUUCUCAUCAGACCCACUGCGAUGGUAUGGCCCUCUUCGUUGGUGGUGGUCACGCUUUAUAACACACUUCAUUCCGUGGGAGGAGAUACUGAAGAAGGUAGAAAGCUCACCCGCGACCGGAUGAAGUUCUUUGCAAUUGUUUUUUUUCAAACAUCUAGCUAUGGGUAUUGCUCUUCAAAAUAUAUUGAUAAAUUUGCACGCCUUAUCCAGUUCAUUCCAUCAGUGAUAGCACCAACUCUGACCAGUAUAUCAGUCUUGUGCAUCAUCAACAAUCGAUCUGCAUUUAUGAGGGUCCUAGGAUCUGCUUUCGCACUUACUUUCUACUUUUAUGUCCGUCUUCACGCGCUUGCGUUAGACACUGGAGCCGGUUUGAUGACAUUUUCUUUGGAUUGGACGGUCAUCGGUUCUUCUGGCUCCCUCUUCACACCAUUCUUCUCUUCACUAAAUUUCUUUAUUGGUAUGAUCAUAUCAAUGUGGAUCCUGGUACCAUUGAUGUGGUACAAGAACUUCUGGAACAACCAAAGCUUUGGAGACAAUGCAGUUUCCGCUCGCUUGUACGAUCAAAAUUAUCAAAAGUACAAUGUCGCUGCUGUAGUUAAGCCGGACUUCACUCUUGAUGAAGCAAAGUUUGCAGGUGAGGGCAAUCAGCUUGGCGCGAGCUUUACCAGUAUACUUGAUAAUCUGACAUCUCUAUCUGGUAACUCGACAGAAUUGGGACCAAUCCAAUUGACACCCUACUUUGCAAUCUCCUACGGGAUCAGCUUUGCCGUUCUCACAUCUGCUGUUGUCACAGUCUUCUUAUUCCAUUGGGAGGACAUCAGCUCGGCACUUUCCGAUAGACACAAAAGAUCUUCAGAUGUCCACGUCGAGAUGGUUGAGAGGAAUUAUGGGAACGUACCCUGGACUUGGUAUGCGUGGGUCGGGGGUACUAUGUUCUUAGCUUCGGUCUUCGUCGUCAUGGUAUAUCCACUACAAGACCUGCGCGCAUCAACUGUCUCUCAGUGCCCGGUUUGGGCAUUGCUUUUAGCAUUGGGAAUGGGUAUCAUCAAAGCAACCACGAACACCCAGAUUGGCCUUAAUGUCAUAACCGAAUUUGUAGCCGGGAUACUAUUGCCUGGACGACCAUUGGCCAACGUGACUUUCAAGGUCUACGGUUAUAUGACGAUGAGUCAGUGCUUGGAUCUAGCUUCUGACUUGAAGCUGGGUAUCUAUGCUAAAAUCCCACCGAAGGAUAUGUUCUUGUGUCAGAUAGUAGGGACGUCAGUAGGCGCAGUGAUAAACUAUGUCUUCAUAAGAUCUGUAAUCGCCGACAAGAGAGCCAUGUUGGAUGGCACUGUCGAGGAUCCCACUGGUCAAUGGACUGGCAGAAAACCUGAAAUUUUCUACUCUGCCUCGGUGAUAUGGGGUCUGAUUGGUCCGAUUCGCUUCUUCGCUGGCAAAUAUCGAACACUAUUUUGGGGAUUCCCCAUCGGAGCUAUCUUGCCCUUCAUUCCUUGGGUUUUAGCAAAAUGGUACCCGCGAGUUCAGUGGAAGAAACUGAGUAUUCCUUUGUUGCUACACGGCUCUAUCAUCCCUCCACAAAUUCCAACCAAUAUUAUCACCUGUGGGUUGCUAGCUGCAUUCUUCUCACAGUAUUGGGCUUUACGGUAUCGACCGAAGUGGUUCGAAAAGUACAAUUACGUCCUGUCAAGUGCGUUGGACGCUGGUACAAGCAUCAACGCCCUGACGAUAUACGUAUUGAGCAUUCAAGGGUCAGAAUCAUGGUGGAAUCCUAAAAUUGAUGCAGAACAUUGCAAAGUAGGUAGUUGAUCAAUUUAAUCUUUAAGAUAAAUCUUGUGAUAUCCAGUAUAUAUAGAUUUAUGUACCAAAGCAUAUGUGGUCAUUUCAUUUGUUGUAAUGCAUAUCAUCGUCAGCA
Melampsora larici-populina 98AG31 is the source of this 2599-nucleotide messenger RNA. RefSeq names its product putative oligopeptide transporter. Bases 1 to 2493 code for a protein of 830 amino acids. The transcript has 25 exons. Gene Ontology annotation, biological process: transmembrane transport. Gene Ontology annotation, molecular function: oligopeptide transmembrane transporter activity. NCBI's taxonomy places the organism in Eukaryota, Fungi, Basidiomycota, Pucciniomycetes, Pucciniales, Melampsoraceae. The record is from RefSeq and is a predicted model, not a curated record.